Messenger RNA from Chlamydomonas reinhardtii, 2690 nucleotides. RefSeq lists its product as uncharacterized. Gene Ontology annotation, biological process: GMP biosynthetic process. The transcript has 6 exons. The coding region runs from base 97 to 1704 and encodes 535 amino acids. Lineage: Eukaryota; Viridiplantae; Chlorophyta; Chlorophyceae; Chlamydomonadales; Chlamydomonadaceae. Gene Ontology annotation, cellular component: cytosol. The record is from RefSeq and is a predicted model, not a curated record. Gene Ontology annotation, molecular function: ATP binding; GMP synthase activity; GMP synthase (glutamine-hydrolyzing) activity.
UUUUAGUGCAACACUGUGAAACUACUUGUACUUGUGUCAACGGCUUGACAGCAGCAAAUAGUGGCUUUGUCGGCUGCGCCUGAAUCCCGACACAAAAUGUCCGUUGCUUCUGCUCAUCAACAUGCUGUGGUCCUUAUCCUGGACUAUGGCUCACAGUACACACAGCUCAUUACGCGCCGCGUGCGCGAGCUGAGCAUGUUCUCGGUGCUGUUCCCUGGCGACGCUUCGCUGGACCGCAUCAAGGGCGUGAACCCCCGCGUGGUCAUCCUCUCCGGCGGCCCCAACUCGGUGCACGUUGAGGGCUCCCCCCGCGUACCCGAUGGCUUCUUCGAGUACUGCGCCGAGAAGAACGUGCCCGUGCUGGGUGUGUGCUACGGCAUGCAGAUGAUUACCCACCUGCUUGGCGGUGAGGUCAAGCCCGCCGUGCACGGUGGGGAGUAUGGCCGCAUGCCCAUGGACAUCGCUCCCUCGUCCCAGCUGUUUGACUUCCUGAGCAGCAGCACCGUCAAUGUGUGGAUGAGCCACGGUGAUGAGGCUGUCAAGCUGCCCGCCGGCUUCACUGCCGUCGCCAAGAGCCACCAGGGCGCCAUCGUGGCCAUUGAGAACUCGGAGCGCCGCAUCUACGGCUUCCAGUUCCACCCCGAGGUCAUGCACACGGAGCACGGCAUGGAGAUGAUCAAGCACUUUCUCAUCGGCAUCGCCGCGGUGCCCGCUGACUGGAACAUGGGCCAAGUGCUGGAGGAGCAGAUGGCCAAGAUCAAGGCGCAGGUGGGCCCCGAUGACCACGUCAUCUGCGCGCUGUCAGGCGGCGUGGACUCCACCGUGGCCGCCACGCUGGUGCACAAGGUCCUGGGUGACCGCCUGCACUGCGUGUUUGUGGACAACGGCCUGCUGCGCUACAACGAGCAACAACGCGUGAUGGACACGUUCAAGAACCACCUGCACCUGCCUGUGCUGUGCGUGGACCACUCCAAGCCCAUGCUGGACCGCCUGCGCGGCCUGUCGGACCCCGAGGCUAAGCGCAAGGCCAUUGGCGCGGAGUUCAUUGAGGUGUUCAAGAACUAUGCCAACGAGCUGGAGAAGACGCUGGGCCGCAAGCCCAAGUACCUGGUGCAGGGCACCUUGUACCCUGACGUGAUCGAGUCUUGCCCGCCCCCCGGCAGCGGCCAGAAGCACAGCCACACCAUCAAGUCGCACCACAACGUGGGCGGUCUGCCCAAGGACCUGCAGUUUGAGCUGGUGGAGCCGUUCCGGGAGCUGUUCAAGGACGAGGUGCGCGCCAUCGGCCGCCUGCUGGGCGUGCCCGAUCAGUUCAUCAAGCGCCACCCCUUCCCCGGCCCCGGCCUGGCGGUGCGCGUGAUUGGUGACGUGACGGAGGACGGCAAGCUGGACACGCUGCGUGAGGUGGACGAGAUCUUCAUCAACACCAUUCGCGAGUACGGCCUUUACGACGAGAUCUGGCAGGCGUUCGCCGUGUUCCUGCCCAUCAAGUCGGUGGGCGUGCAGGGCGACCAGCGCUCGCACGCGCACGUGGUGGCGCUGCGCGCGGUGACCUCGGGCGAUGGCAUGACCGCCGACUGGUACAGCUUCACGCCCGCUUUCCUGCGCGACGUGUCCAACCGCAUCUGCAACAAGGUCCGCUCCGUAAACCGCGUUGUCUACGACAUCACUUCCAAGCCCCCGGGCACAAUUGAGUGGGAGUAACGCGCUAGCGUGUGGUGCUUUCAGGCGUUGAAGUAGGGUGCGUGGGCGUACGGGCGUGAGCCAUUGGUCCAGUAAUAGUGACUUAGUGACUACAACAAACGCUGGGUGCGCAUGCUCCGUGGAUUGUGCGUGGCGGCGACCUGCAUGCCAACUGGCGGAAACUGCUGACUGACAUGUAAUAGGCACAUGACGAUGACGAGUUUGGACGGCGGAUGACGCUCGGGAUGACAAGCCAAGCAUAGGUAGGCUGAUGAAUACGGUUACGCGGUGGCAGCCCUCAACAACACCGCAUAGCACCUAGUGUUACGACAGGUUCGCAGGUCUGCAGUUUGUGGUAGGCAUGCCCUGGCUGUGCGAUUAUACGGGUGGCUUGAAAGAGGCGACCCCACCACGUGCCAUGGAGCACAAAUUUUGAGGAAUGAGCCUGAGGCAGGGGAACUCCUUGACUGGAGGCACUGGUAGGUGGCCGUUGUGAAGGCCGCAGGCUAGCAAUGAGCAGGUGCAGCUGAGUGCAAGGCAAGGGGGCGCUCUUCGACGGCGGCAUUUACGCCCUGUAAACUGAGCAAACGUACCAGUAUGCUUCUCUCAAAGUGUAGUACGUUGGGGAAUGUGUUGUGCAGGGGGGGAAACAGCAGGUGAGCAGGGGAUGGGGGCGUGGGGGCGGAACCGUGUCUGUGGGAUGCCGUACCAUGCAUACAUGGGUUGCGACACGCGAGCCUGAAGCUGUAACGGCAGCUGCAAGGCACUUCCAUGCAUCAUAGCUUUAAUGAAAACGGCAAAGACUUGCGUAUAAAUUUGCAUCGUACACUGCAUGGCGUGACUGCAAGACUCCGCGAACUUGCAUUUUUGGAAGAGGGGACGUGUACUGUGCAACCCUGAGCUACAGCAUUCGGGGAUCUCUCCUCGGGUGAGCGUGCGUGUCUCGUACGUUUUUGAGGCCCUGGCUUAGUCCACGGCUGUCGUCCCACAUGUAACCUCUAUCAGCU